Molecule: messenger RNA, 486 nt
Organism: Perkinsus marinus ATCC 50983
Lineage: Eukaryota; Perkinsozoa; Perkinsida; Perkinsidae
Exons: 5
Coding region: 1-486 (161 amino acids)
Cellular component (GO): catalytic step 2 spliceosome
Source: RefSeq, a predicted model, not a curated record
AUGUGCAUCGAUGCUAAGAGUCUAAACCGUGUUGUCGUAAUUCGCGAGAGUAUGAAAAGGAAUAGGAGGAUGUUCGGCAAUUUGCUCGGACAUCUCGGUAGUGCCAGACAAAGAUUGGAAAAUGAUAGGAAAAGAGAUGCAAUUCAACGUCAGGAGGAAUGUGCUCAGAGGGUGGAAGCGAAAUUGGCGAGGCAACGUAACAAUUUGAGGGAAAUAAGACGGCUGGAAUGGGAGGAGAGGAGGAAACAAGAUCGGGAAAGAUUGAUCGAACAGAAGAUAGCGCUGAUUCCGUAUAGUUUCGCCGAGUUUGCUGAGCCGACGUCAGCAGUACUAGCAGGAGGUUCUAAGGAGGAGAAAGGUAAGGAAUUGGAAAUGGGGGCCGUUGAGGAAACUCAAGAGAGAGCAAGAGAGCAAGUGGAUGAGGAUGAUAGAAAGGAAUCUGGAGGUGGGUCGGAAAAGUCGUUGCUCGCCGACACACGAAUUUGA